Tauraco erythrolophus (red-crested turaco) is the source of this 384-nucleotide messenger RNA. Its product is annotated as scale keratin. Lineage: Eukaryota; Metazoa; Chordata; Aves; Musophagiformes; Musophagidae. Gene Ontology annotation, cellular component: intermediate filament. The record is from RefSeq and is a predicted model, not a curated record. Gene Ontology annotation, molecular function: structural constituent of cytoskeleton.
AGCUCUCUCGCACCAGGAUGGCUUGCAAGGACCUGUACCCACCGAAAACCAGCGUGGCCGUCCCACAGCCCAUCGCUGACAGCUGCAACGAGCUGUGCGCCCGGCAGUGCCCCGACUCCACGGCCUUCAUCCAGCCACCCCCCGUGGUGGUCACCUUCCCUGGCCCCAUCCUCAGCUCCUUCCCCCAGCAAGCUGUGGUGGGCUCCUCUGGAGCACCCGCCUUCGGGGGCAAACUGGGGCUGGGGGGCCUCUACGGUGUCGGGGCCACCCUGGGCUCGGGGGGCCUCUGCACCUUCGGCACACCCUACACUUCUCCUGCCUACGGCCCUUGGGCUGUGCCCCGCUACGGCAAGAAGCUCUGGGACACCUACGGGCCCUGCUAGA